AGCUUGAAGGAUUGACCCACGACCCGGUAUCUUUCUGACGCCCGGUUUUUCCAAAAAACCAGCUCAGUUUUGACCUCUUCUUCAGAAUCCAGCAAACUGUAAUCAGACUAAAGAGUAGAGAAGAAGAUCGAAUGGCUUCGUCUACAGCUCUCCGAGAGUUACAGCGGGACCUGGAGAACAAAGCCAACGAUCUCAGCAAACUUCAAAAAGAUAUUGCGAAGAAUCACCAAGUCCGCAAGAAGUACACGAUUCAGCUCGGCGAAAAUGAGCUCGUUCUCAAAGAAUUGGAAUUGUUGAACGAAGAUGCAAAUGUUUUCAAGUUGAUAGGACCGGUGCUAGUAAAGCAGGAUUUAGCAGAGGCCAGAGCCAAUGUCCGGAAGCGAAUUGAUUACAUCUCGGCUGAAUUGAAGCGUUUGGAUGCUACUCUUCAGGAUUUGGAAGACAAGCAAAAGAGCAAGCAAGAAACGGUUUUCAAAUUACAACAGAAAGUCCAGUCGUUCCAGGCUGGAAAGGGCAAGGCAUAAUAUGUUGAAGAAAGUUUUUUUGACGAGGGAGAAUAGAUCUGCCAGUCUCACUGAUACGCACCGCCUAUGUUCUCACUUGAUACAUAUAAAGCAUCAAUUAAUUGCUUAUCCUGCAUUAUCGAAUUCUACUGGAAAGUUCGAUGUUGCACAUCAUGGUUUCUGAAAGUUGAUUAAUAUUCCUUACUCCAGAGUAAUAGUUUUUUUCUUUAUGUGUCGCAUCUUCUUGAAUGGUUGUAUCAUAGGUUUUCAUUAUUUUUGAGAAGUGAUGUUUAGACGUUGCUUUUAUUCCUGGUGUUUGUGAGUGGUCCUACACACAUUAAUUCUGAAUAUCCCUUGUUUUUUCUGAAUAUGAUAUGCCAACACUCGAUUACAAUU
Messenger RNA from Coffea eugenioides, 899 nucleotides. RefSeq names its product prefoldin subunit 6. The record is from RefSeq and is a predicted model, not a curated record. Gene Ontology annotation, cellular component: cytoplasm; prefoldin complex. Gene Ontology annotation, molecular function: protein-folding chaperone binding. The coding region runs from base 132 to 524 and encodes 130 amino acids. Gene Ontology annotation, biological process: protein folding; chaperone-mediated protein complex assembly. NCBI's taxonomy places the organism in Eukaryota, Viridiplantae, Streptophyta, Magnoliopsida, Gentianales, Rubiaceae. The transcript is spliced from 5 exons.